Molecule: messenger RNA, 783 nt
Organism: Penicillium nucicola
Lineage: Eukaryota; Fungi; Ascomycota; Eurotiomycetes; Eurotiales; Aspergillaceae
Exons: 2
Coding region: 1-783 (260 amino acids)
Source: RefSeq, a predicted model, not a curated record
AUGACCAACCUGACGUGGGCAUGGCUGCUCUUGAUCUCGGUGUUCCAGGUGGCUCAAAGUGCGCCAACUCGAACUGUAUGGAGAACGCCUAGCGGAAACAAUAAAGACUUCGUCACUACUUAUUACAUUGGGUCUACCGUGACCAUUGACUGGUCUGGUUGGGAUUCUUCUGUAUUGAAUCGCGACAUGAACGGUGUGAGCAAAGCCGACCUGUGGGUAAAUGCAUGGAACACCGAUUUCUCCACAUGGUCCAAAAAGAUUUCGACUAGCACGAUAGACGUUUCGUACUCGGGAACUUUCAAUUGGAAAGUCACCAUUGAUGAGAAAGCGCUAUCAGAUACUAAAGAGUACGGGUUCACUUUUAAACCAACCGGGGAGAGUUUUGCUCCGUCUAACCCUCGUUUGUACUCGCCGGGGUUUCACCUUAAUUCUAAUGAGACAACAUCCACGUCUACCUCUGCGAACUCGUCUAUCCAAACGUCCUUGUCUACCGCGACGAUUACUCAAACCCCGGAAGCUGCCUCAUCGGAUACGGGUGGACUCCCCACCGGCGCGAAAGCAGGAAUCGGCGUCGGCGCAAGCGUCGCCGGACUGGUGCUGUCUGCGUUUGGGUUCCUCCUUUUUCGACGGCGGCAACAGUCAUUACCGCAGGAGAUGACUGGAAAUCAGGAUCAAGCAACGGACGGUAGCUCCUACAUGAAGGCCAAGCCAGCACCGCAGGAGCUUUUGGCGCCACCGCCUGAAAUGGAACCCACGACCAACACCCGAAGGGAGAUGAUGUGA